AUGAUAUGGUGGUUUUUAAUUUCAGUAAACUUUUUGUUCUUUCUUAUAAAAAGCUUUUUUACACCCAAAGCCACGAUAUACAGGAAUGAUCUGAACACGAACUAUACAAAUUCGUCGACAGAAAAGUAUAUUUUGGGAGAGAACUACAACCUAACGAGCCUUAAAUUAAAAAUAGAUUUUGGCUCGCUUGACACAGGUACGAAGAUUAUAGAAUAUAGCAAAGGCAUAAUUAAUAUUAGAUCCAUUCAACAAUAUGAUUAUGAUAGCUAUAUGUUAACACCAUGUAAUUCUGAUAUAUGGUGGAUAUAUUCAUUUAGUGAUAUUAUACAUAUAGAAAAAAUAGGUUUAGUAUCCUUAGAGCAUUAUGCAUCAAAUUUUAAGGUCAUUGAAAUUUUAGGUAGUGAUGUAUAUCCAGCUACUAAAUGGAAAAAAUUAGGGAAGAUAUCAACAAAUUUUACAAAAAGUUUUGAAUUAUUUAAUAUAUAUGAAUAUUGUAAAAAUUACGAUGAAGAUAAUUGUUGGGUGAAAUAUUUAAAGUUUCAUGUAUUAUCUCAUCAUAAUUUAGAAAACAAUUAUUAUUGUACUUUGACGCAUCUUCAAAUAUUUGCAUCUUCUGGAGUUGAUAUGUUAAGUGAUAAAAUAUACUCGGAUGAAAAUAUUAAUAAAAUUGAAAAAGAUUUACAAGAUAAUUAUAUGGAUCAAAACAAUGAACAAUUAUAUGAUCAAGAAAUUAUUGAAAAUUUGGAAGAAUUAUAUGAAAAUAAUGAAUCACUUGAUGACACUUUAUCAAAUACAAGUAAUGAAAAGAAAUCAAAAACAAAAACAAGUACAAAUGAUGAUAAUGAUAAAAUUCAUGGGAGUAAUAUAUAUUAUGAUAAUAUCAAAAAAAAUGAUGAGAAAAAAAAAAAAAAAAAAGAAAAAAAAAGUACAAGGACACAAGCAAAAUCUUUAGAUACCAAAUUAAUAGAUAAAGAUCUUAUGAAUACAAAACAAAUAGAAAAAGAAUUAUUAGAUACCAAAUUAAUAGAAAAUGAAUUUAUACAUAACAAAUUAUUUGAUACAGAUAUGAUUGAAAAAGAAUUAAUGGAUACAGAAUUAAUAGAAAAUGAAUUAAUGAAUUAUGAAUUAUUUGAUAAAGAUACUUUUUUUAAAGAAAAUUAUUUUAAUGAUGAACAACAAAGGACAGAUGAGAGUAAUGUAGAUCAACAAAAUGAUAUGUAUGUAAUAAAAAAUAAUAAAGACAGUAUGAAAGGAGAUUAUUAUAUAAAAAAAAAAAAAAAAAAACUUGUAACAGAUAAUACAAAAGAUUUAAAUAAAUGUUCAUCCUAUAAAAGUAGUAAAAGAGAUAAAUUUUUUGAAAACAUAAAAAGAGAGAAUCAUAUGGAUGAUCAACAUAAUGAAAAUAUAUAUAUCAAUAUAAAAAAUAACAAAUCUACACAUACAUACAAAAAAAAAAAUAAUCAUAUAUUUCAUAAAAAUGUCUAUUACAACAUAUUGAUUGUAUUAUAUUAUUUAUUUAAUCAACAUAUUAAAAAGGAAUUAUAUCAUUUUAAUAUGUUAAAAAAUAAAAUGCAAUCAUCAUUUUUUAUGAACAGAUUUUAUAUAACUACUAGAUAUAAAUAUUUAAAUAAAAAGUAUAUCAAUUUUAUUAAUUUCAUUAAAGUCUUAAAAGAAAAUCAUGAACAGAAAUUAUCCGAAUAUUAUGAUAACGACAUAUAUCAAAAAUUAUAUAUAAAACAGGAAGAACAAAAAAAAUAUAUAUAUAAUUUAAUAAUGAAUACUCAAAAUAAGUAUGAGGCUCUAAUUAAAUUGUUACCAUUUUCAAGUAUACAAUUUUUAUUAAAAAGGAAAAAAUGGAUACCUCUUUUAUAUACAAUGUAUAAUAAGAAAGAAUUCGUAAAAAAUCCAUAUUUUAGCAUUAUUAAUAGAGGAGAAAGAAAAAAACGAAAAAAGACAUAUACUAUUAUGAAUGAUGAUUAUAUACCAUUAAAUACAUUUUAUAAAAAAAAUCAUAUUAUAAUACUUCAUGAUUUAAUAUAUUCUUUGUUCUUUUCAAAUAUAUUAUGUAAUGGUGAUUUAGUGUGUCUAUUUGAAAAUAAAAUAUUAUUAUCCAAAGUAUGGAUAUCUCGUUCAAAUAUAAAACAUUUUAUUACAACAAAAUAUAUAUUUGAUAAUUAUUAUUAUAACGAUAAAGGUAUCAAUAAAUUAAAAAACAUUUACUUGUCACCCCAUUUUUAUUUCUUUAGAAAUAUAUUUAUAUCCCACAAGUUUCAAAAUAAAAUAUAUUUAAAAUUCCCUUAUUAUUCUUAUUAUGAUAAGAAGGGUGUAUUGAAAUAUAUGCAUAAUAAUAUUAAUAUGAAUGAUUUUUUAUAUACAACAACGGAUGUGGACAUAAACGAAUUUAUACCAUAUAGUAGAUAUAAGAAUUAUGAAUAUGAAAAAGAAAGAGUACAUAUGAUUGAAAGGGAGAAAAAAAAAAAAAAAAUGUAUAAAAGAAAACCUUAUGAAAAUUAUAUGAUUUUAUAUGUUAUAUAUAGAUUAAAAGCAAAUAAUAUUUACCAUUUUGAAUUUAUAAAAUAUUGUACCAAUUUAAUUAACAAUUGGUCCAAAAAAGAGAUAAAAAAAAAUAAACAUCUUACACUUUUAUAUAACUUAGAAAGAAAAUAUUUAAGUACUUUUUAUAACAAAAUGAAAUGUGUUGAUAUAUAUAAAAGUUAUAAAAUUUUGAAGAAGAAAAGAGUUUUUGUAGGAGCUCAUCAUCAUAUUUUUAAUAACGAAUAUAAUAAUAAUGAUAAUAAUAGUUCUAAUACUUGUCGAAGAGAUAAAUUAAUAAAUGAUAUAUAUAAAUAUUUACAAAAGAGAAACAAAUUAAAUUAUAUUCCUAUAUUACAUAAUAAUAUAAAAAAAAAAAAUGAAAUUCAAAAAAUAAAAAAACAACAAAUAAAAAUGAGAGAAAAUAUAUUUAAUAGAAUUAUAUUAUUUUUUCACAAAUUCGUAUUUAGAAAGUUACCAUAUAUUUAUUUCUUAAAUUUUUGGAUUUAUAACAAAAAUGACAUGAUAUUUCAAAUGAAUGAUUGUUUGGAUAUUUUAUUUAAUUACAUUUUUAAUAAUAUAAAGAGAAUAAUAAUAAUAAAAAAAAAAAAAAAAAAGAAUUUAUAUAUAUUUUUGGAAAAAUUGGUAACAAGUUAUAUUAAACAAAAUUGUUUUUUGAAGAAGAAUUUUAGUUCUCUCUUUUUAAAAAAAAGAAAUAAAAAACAUAAUAGACAUAAUAAUAAAAGAGGAUAUAUUAAUAUGAAUAAAAAUUACAUUAUAUUAUAUCUUCAUUAUUAUAUGGAAAAAUCAAAACUUCAUCCAUUCCAUAAGUAUUUGAACAAUAUUGAAAUGUCUUAUUAUAUAAAAACUGCAAAUAAUAAAAAUUAUAUGUCCUUAUCCGAUAUAUAUUUCUUUUCAAAAAAUAAGGAAUAUUAUUUAACUAAUUAUAUAACAUGGUAUAUAACAAACAUGAUAUUUCUGUUAUUGAAUAGAAAAGAAAAAAAUUGGAAGGUUGAUAUAAAUAAAGAGGAUAUAUAUAAAAAUGAAAAAUAUUUUUAUGAUAAUGAAGGUGUUGAUGAAAAAGAAAAAAUAAAUGCUUACAGAAAAAUGAAUAUGAUACCAAAUUAUUUAUAUAAUAAUGAUAGUUAUAAUGAUGAGUAUUUUUACUAUGACGAUGAUGAUGAUAAUGAGAAUGAAAAUGAUAAUGAUAACAUUGGUAAUAAUAAUUUUUAUAAUAAUAAUGUUCUUUAUAGGGACCAUUAUCAAUAUGAUAAUGAUAAUAAGAACUCAAAUUUGAAUUAUUAUCUUACCAAUAGAAUAAUUAUAAACCCCAAAAAAAACUUCUUAGAAAAUGUAUGUUUAACCAUAGGAGAUAUGGAGAAUAUCAUAUAUUCCAAUUAUUAUAUUGAUAAGUUUGAAAAAAAAGAUUCCAAAUAUGAUAAAUGUAUGAAGAACAAGAUUAAGGAAAAUAUAAUAUAUGAUGAAGAUAAGGAUAGUCAUGAUAGUAGUAGUAUAAAAAUUUUGAAUGAAAUUAAGAAAAAUGAAGAAUCGAAUAAUAAACUUAUCCAUGAUGUAUAUGAUAUUAUCAGUGAAUAUGAUGAUAAUGUUUCUAAUAAAUAUAGAGAUGAUGAUAAAAAUGUUGAAAAUAAUCAUAAGAAUACAUAUAAAAGAAAUAAACAAACUAGUAAAAAUAUUUCUGUAAUAACAGGAAAAAAGGAAAGAAAUGAAAAUAUCAAAGUGAAUCAAAAGAGAAAAGAACAAAUAAAAAAAACAAAAAAAAUUAAUUUUAUAGAAGAAUUUGAUAAUAAAAUUAUUGAUGAAAAUUUAAAUUUUCCAAAUGAAGAAAAUUGUAUAAGAGAAGAAAAAAUUGAAGAGAAAUCAAAAAAUACAAGAGGACAUGCAUUAUUAACGUUAGUUGAUAAAAUAAAAACUAUCGAAACUAAAAAUAAUUAUCUUCUAACUAAAUUAAGAGAUAUUAUAAAAAUAACAAAUAAUAAAACAAAAAUUAUAUAUCAUAUGUUAUCAAAUUUUAAAAUAUUACAAAAUACUAUAAGUCUAUUAUUAAAAUAUAUUAUGAUUAAUGAAAAACAUAUGAAAGAUUUAAAUAUGAAUAAGAAAAAUUCAGACACAUUCUAUAAAAUAUUAAAAGAAAUAUGCUUAGAACAAAUUAAUGAUAAAAGCAAAAAUAUGGAUUCAUUAAAAUAUCUAUGUAAAUAUUUACAAAAUUUCUUAUAUGAUGAAUUUGAACGAAAAUAUCUAUUUGAAAAAAUUAGACCUGGAAAUUAUCCCAUGUGUGAUGAUGAUCAAAAUAUUUUAUUGCAUAACAAAAAUGGAUAUCAUCAAAAAAAUACAGAUUUUAUUAUAAAAGAAAAAAAAAAAAGUUUAUUCAAUUUUUUAUAUUAUGAAAACCAUUGUCAUAAUGAUAUUUUUAAAACACCACUCAUAUAUUAUAAUUCACAAGUUGAUCGUCUUCAAACAGUUUAUUUGAACAUAUUCAAUUUUAUAGUAAAUUUAAAGGUUGUAAAAUUCUUAAUAUACAAAUUCAAAUAUUGGAAAAAUAUUUUUAAAAGAUAUAUCAUAAAUGGUUUGUCAUAUAAUAUAAAUCCCCAUACUUUUAUGAAUUACAGCCCAAAGGAUAAUCAUACUACUAAUAAUAAUAUGAACAAUACAAAUAAUGUCAUGAAUAAUAUCAAUAAUAAUAAUAGUAAUUAUCAUUAUGAAAAUUGGUACCAGAUUUUUACUAACAAUUUUUAUGUAAUAUUUUUUUAUAUCCUUUUUAUCAUUUUUAUAGUUAAUAAUUUUUUAUGUUUCAUGUUCUACAAGCACUUAUCAAACAAAUUAAAUGCAUACGUGAAAACGUGUACUUGUCAUAAUAAAUGA
Molecule: messenger RNA, 5412 nt
Organism: Plasmodium falciparum 3D7
Lineage: Eukaryota; Apicomplexa; Aconoidasida; Haemosporida; Plasmodiidae
Product: putative Sad1/UNC domain-containing protein
Cellular component (GO): membrane; endomembrane system
Source: RefSeq, a predicted model, not a curated record